AUGCCAAGACGAGACAAGCGCCCCGUCUCCGGGCAGCAAAAGACACCCACGAGCGCGCGCGUACACGUCGCGUGGCUUUGGACUGCGCCCUUUGCCUACAGGAAGGCCCUGGCCGUCCAACUAACCAAUCCGAGCAGGGUCCACCCCACCUCUGCUCAGGUGCUCUCCCUGCGGCCUCCAGGGGAUGCGCCUCCCUUGGCGGCUCCGCUCUCGUCCGCUGGGGAGCGACGGGGCGCCGCCUCCCUCUCCGCGCAGCACCGGCUCCUUGCGCGCCUCUCAGGUGUGCGGCGGCUCCGCAGCGGCGGCGCUGAAAGCGAAAGCGCGCCAGGCGGCGGCGGAGGAGGAGGCGCUGGGCAGAAGCUGAGCGCCCGCCGAAGAAGCAGAGGGCGGACCGGCCGCCUGGGGAGUGCGCGCGGCAUGGCGGGGGAAAGCUUCGUGCGCUUCUUCCGAAACAGCCUGCGCCGGAGGUCGUCCAGGAGAGGUGAGCAGAGCCGCGGCGGCGCCCCUGCCCGGGCUUCCCCACCCGGCAACCCCUGUCCGGCCGCCCGUCAGCCUGGCGCCAGUUCUGGGUCUCCUCGGCGCCUGCCUCCCGCGCGCGUCUUUCGGAGGCAACAGGUCUCCCCGGUAGCAGAAAGCAAAGCGCGCGCCCGACCCCCCCCCCCGGGUAUCUGAGCCCGCGCCCGCGUAUGAAAUGAGGGGUGGGGGUCCAUUGCCGCUGCCAGCGUGAACUUCGCCGCCAAAGCUUCCGGGAACAGGCCGAGCGAGGCCCGCCCCGGGGGGCAGCCCAGCCAGCGCUGUUCCCGGACGCCUGGAGAAUCCCGGGCUGGCUCUCCAGGAGUCGGAAAGUCCCCACGCGUGCUUAGCUCUGGGGAGGGAGAGAGAAAGCGCCGUUGAAGCAUACGCUGUGUGGGGAAAUGGGUGUAACUACUAUGGGCAUUUCGGGAAUGACCCCGGGAAAGAGUGGGAAUCCCAAGGAAGGGCGAUCCCUUGUUGGAGUGCUUUUUUAAAAAGACAACACGGAAACGCACAGCUCCCUUAACGACGCAUUUGCAGCGUGUUUUCUUUAAAGUCGUCGCUGCUGCUUUCAAGUGCGCGUAGGAUUGCAGCCUCAGGCUCGUUUUCGCCGUCAAGGGGUGUAGACAAAAUUACGUAAAAUGGGCUAGUUGCUUCUUAUUCCCCUGAUGCUAAUAAUGGGAUAAUAAAAUAGGAGGCGGGUGUUUUUUUUAAGAGCACUACUAUGCAUGCUUGUGAGGACAGGAAUCUAAUUAUAUUUAUAAUUGGAAGUACCAGAGCAGAUGGCUUUUGUUGUUCUGGGUUAAUUAAAGCAGAGAACAAAAGCACAGCCUGCCAAGUUAUCAUUGCAAAUGAUUUUUAAAGGUAGCCUUUUUAGAAUAUAUACUUCUGGAGGAAGUACUAACUAAUGCAGAUUAGUGGUUGUAAUACAGAAUACGAAUAGAGGCUCUCUAAACUGUGUGGUAAGGAGGGAUGAAUGGAUCUGUUAAUUCUGGUUUCCCAAUCUUAAAUUCUCCACCAAUUAGCAUUUUUUAAAAAAAUCAAACAAAAAAAAAUUUGCCAGCAUUUUAAUGUAAAUUUAUCUUAAUACACACAUUUUUGCAAAGCACUUUCCUCUAAUAUAAUGCUUUUGGGGUUUGCUAUUUUCACAAAUACAUGCAUUUUUAUGCACACUUUACCCUAGACUGAUGAGAUAAACAUUUGAGUAAAGAAUAAAGAAGAAAGUCAAAAACCACAAGGCCACAACUUUUGCUAAAGUUUAUUGUGUGGCUGCAAGUUGGCAACUGUCGUUGAUUUUUCCAGUUGUUGCAUCCAUUUUACAAUUACACUGUCAGUACUCCAGUUUCAUACUUGUAGUGGUUCUCAGAGGCCUGCUAUUGACAAUUACUUGGCUGGCACACGUUUUUGUGUGACAAGAGGAACAGAAACAUACCUUCCCCGCCACCACACGAAAGAUGUUUCAUAUGAAAAUGUGCUUCAUGAGAACCUCAAAUCACACAGACUUCCAGUAAGGGAAGAAGGGGGGGGAGUUACAUCUUGCCCCCCUAUGUUCAGUGCAGCUGCCAGGUUUAUGCAAAGAGGACAGAACAUAAGAGUCCUGCUGGAUCUGGCCAGUGGCUCAUCUGAGAGCCACUGUUAAGAGCGAUAGACUUGUAAUCUGGGGAACCAGGUUCGCUUCCCCGCUCCUCCACAUGCAGCUGCUGGGUGACCUUGGGCUAGUCACACUUCUUUGAAGUCUCUCAGUCCCACUCACCUCACAGAGUGUUUGUUGUGGGGGAGGAAGGGAAAGGAGAAUGUUAGCCGCUUUGAGACUCUUUCAGGUAGUGAUAAAGCGAGAGAUCAAAUCCAAACUCCUCUUCUUCUAGCCCAACAUCCUGUUCUCACAGUGGCCAGCCAGAUGCCUGUGGGAAGCCUGCAAAAGCAUUCUCCCCACCCGCACCUGGCAUUACUAUCUCCAACCACGGAAGCAGUGCAUAGCCACCAUGGCUCGUAGCCAUUGAUAGCCUUACCCUUCAUAAGUUUGUCUAAGCCUCUUUUAAAGCCAGUCAAGUUGGUGGCCAUUUCUUCCUCCUACAGGAGCAAGUUCCAUCGUUUAAAAACAGGCAAGUCCCAAUUUACGUUCCAAGGCACCACACAUUUAAGUGUAAUCACAUACAUUGGAAACACUAUUGAAAAAAGCCUGAAAACCUUUGGCUGUACCGAUAGUCUUGGAUUCCGAGCCCCCUUCAGGUCAGCCAGCACAUAGCCAAUGGCCAGGGAUGAUGGGUGCUGUAAUAAAACAAUACCCGGAACAACACAGAUUCCCCAUGACUUGUUUGGGAUUUAUAUUGACAUAUUUGGCUGGAGAAUAAUAUCUUCUGGAUUGGAGCCAACUGAGUUCUACUUUUACUAUUAAAAGUAAUGGAAAUAAGUUAAAUUCAGUGGAUCUACUCAGAGUAGACAAGCACCGGCUACAACCCUCUGUCUCCUUGAAGGAAAAAGAUGAUCACAGCCACAUAAAAGAUCACAGCUACAAACAUUUUGCAUCUUUUUAAAGAGGAAUAAAACGUCUGUCUUCCAAAUUCAGCCACAUGCUAUGUGCAGAGCUCCAUAAAAGCCUUAAUGCAUGUUUGCAAGCACUUGCAAUCAUACAGAUACACUCACUGAGAAGUCCAUAUUGACGGACAACUUGCCACCAUGUCAUGUAUGAAACUAUCUCAUGCCUGUCCAGACACACCAACCUAGGGUAGCUGGGGGCAAGGGGGCUUAACUGCCACUCAAUUUUAUGUUCUCUUGUGGUCACGAAGACUCCUUCCCAAUCUGCCCCAAGAUUUCAAAUGCUGUGUGUUAGGCUUAUUUCUAUAGGGAUAAGGUACCGACAUGUCUAAAUAUCAGCUUAGAAACCAGCUUGGUAAACUCUCCCUGGCAGUUAUGCUGGAAGAACAGUAACUCUAUUCAGCAGCUGUUCCUUCUGCAUACCCACAUACAUCCCAUGCUCUAUAAUAGGCACUCAUCACCUCAUUAUCUGCAGAGUCACCUGCCUAAGGCAAACACAGAAAGGAUUCUCCCUACAUACCUUCUGCUUAGAGAUCUUCACCUUUGCUCCCCAGACUGCCGAAUGCACCAAUUGGAGCAAGCUGCUUUGCAUCUUAUGCCAUCAUAAAUGGAGACUAAUCCCUAAUCCAGCCCUUACCAGAUGGGCACUAUGAAAAUUGGGUGUAUGUUUUUACCUGCAAAUCGGUUCUGUUUAUUUUGGCCUCGUGGUGCAGAUCCUUUCCAUUCCAGGAAAGAGAACCAUUCCAUUAUUGGGAAACUGUAUAUAAAUAAAGCAUUUCUGAGGUUGUUUUGCAAAGGUGUGGUGAGCCCCAGUUGGUGGCUGCUAAAUUCAUGUAACACUCAAGUGAAGUGUUUUAGCACAGUGUGUAACUUGGCUCUAAACCAGCCGGGUUGUUGAUGGGGCUGGUGUAGCAAGAAGCACCAGAAGCCCUCUGUUUGUAUCAACCCCCCUCCCCCCAAAAAAACUUGCUGUGCAAAAGCCCAAUGAAUCUAUAUUGGAAAACAGCCAAACUUUCCCCACAUUUUUGGUGGUUCAGGAACUGCAGAGACAAGAAAGCCUUGCAAACUUACCAAGGGAGGGUGGAGAGAAAACAUUUCCUUUGUUGCAGUCUAUUGCUCACAGUUACCUUAUUACUGAAGCUAAUGUUGGGGAGAUGGCACGGUGGUGAAGCAGGUGUGAUUGAGUUGCACCUAGUGGCACUGUUAGCGUAGGCACCCAGGGCGCCUCAGCAGAACAGGAAGAAGGGCCUCAAAAUGCAGCAGGGCAGGCUUAUUACAAAUGGAAGCAAGCAAAGCAAUACACAUUACCACCAUAAAACGGUUAAGUCUAGAAUUGUGCUAGUGAUGACUCCCUACAUAGAAGCGAAAUAAUUUGGAUUUUUAAAUUUUUAUUUUGAUCAGUAGAAGGUCCCCCAAAGGGGAAUGUAUGUGACAUUCAUUUGCAAUAAAUGCACAGUAAAGGUACAGUUCAGGCAGGUCUUAAGAAGCAGGACUUUUAAGGGUGUAAUCCUUAAAGGGGGGGGCACCACAGAAAUUUGUCAUUGGUGGAUUUACCCUGGACUAAAUGGUGCAGCUGAACCAGGUUGCACAAAAAGGCUCCCACAAUAAAUGAAAUAGAUAUAAACAAUAAAAAUAAUAAUGCAAUAGUAAUAAUAGAGAUUAAUGAUAUACAUUAAUCCUGGGAAUACAACAGAAUCAGAAUCUGGUAACUGAGGGCACCAACAUCUUUUAAGUGCUUAGGGCCUCUGAAGGUCUUAAUCCAGCCUGUCUUUGAGCCAGUUACUUGUUCUCAUAGGAGAACAAUCCUGUCUCCACAGUCUAAUGCUAGCAUUUAGUGGUCUCAGUGGGUGAUUGCAACAAGCACAAUUCCCCAGUGUGGAACAAAGGCCCGAUUUGUUUUCCUCCUGUGCAAACAGCCGCCUAUAAGUUCCUUGAACUUGCUGCUGUUUAGGCAGGUGGGGGAAAACCUGCUGUAGCAGCAGCCAAAAUCAGAUUCUGAAAUUAACCAAAACCGAUCCCUAGCUGCAGAAUUGCUGCCAAACCUGUUGUAACAAAUGACGCAGGCUUUCUGUUUGCCCUGUUUCCUUUCUGGGUGCAUUCAAGUGAAUUUACUUCCUGGGUGGUGUUAAUUCUUUAUUCCUCCACCCAAUCUUUCUGAUGCAAUUGUGAUUUUUCUCUUUUUGGGGCUUGGGCUCAAGCCAUCUAAACUUUCCUGCUGCAAUCAAUCAGUCAAAUAAAGAAAGAAAGAAAGACUCACUCCUCUGUGCAGCAACCAAACACCUGUGCAGAGAAAGCUGUAAAACCUCAAGAUCCGGUAGCAUUGAAAACAAUUGCGCAAGUCACCUGACAAGUGCUUUGUGGCAACCCUGGGACGUUCCACGUCCUGUAACCGUUUCUGAGGAAAGAAGCAGGUCCUGUUGUAAGACUGAAUUUGAGAUUUCUUUGGUUCAAGCUACAGCUUGCAUGAAUUUACCAAGGGAUGGGAAGUUAUGGGCUCUUCUCCAAAGUACGGAAAGAGUCUUCUAGUGUGGGCUCCCCCCCCCCCCCCAUUUCAGAAAACAUAAGGUUCUUUACAAGGCAGGUAAGUGUGCAUUUGAUGGGUCAAUGAUCAUUGCUUAAUAAGCUAGCUAAGGCAAGGAUCCAGACAUAGCAAAUCUUGUGGGGGAUUUACAGCUUGAGCAUAAAGUCUAAUGAAGUACCUUGGGGCUUAAUCAGUAACUAGUCUUAGAACUGUAGCCUUACUCUCAUAUUUAUGCUGGAUCAUGCCCCAUUCUGUUUGUUCAAAGGUUAGCAUUUUUGUGGCUGUUUGCAUAAUCUUACUCCGCUGAAUUUGGCUCCUGAUCCUAGUAGCAUUCUGGGAUGUGCUGAUCAUACUUUUUGCCCCAUAGGCAUCUCUGGCAUGGUGAACACUUUUAUUUUUCCAUUAUUCCACCUUUCCUCCAAGAAGCUCAAUGCUUCUCCCCCUCCUCAUUUUACCCUGACUCAGCCAUGUAACUCACUGGGUGACCUUGGGUUAGUCACUGUAUUUUAACCUAUUUUACCUCACAGGGUUUUUGUGAGGGAGGAUGUAUACAAAAAUAUAGUUGUAUAUGCAUAGAGCCCCUUUUCUCAUUGGUGCCAAAGAUGUGGACCAUGGGGGGCCUUGACCAGUGGCAUUGUGGGUAUAGUCAGUAGCCUCAGAGGGGUUUGGUCCAUUAGGGCGAGUGGAGCCAAGUAGCUCCCGCCCCCGCCUGCCUUUUUGCAGGGCUGGCCCAAGACAUUUUGGCACCUGAGGCGAACCACAAAAUGGCACACACAGACACACACACACCAGCCAGGAAAAAAGGUGUGUGUGAAGAUUUACAUCCAGAACAAGGGGGAAACAAAAUUAUACAUUAGGAGCAAGGAUGGGAGGAGACCAGCAGCGCCCCCUAUUUGCCAUAAGGCUGCUGAGAAGAAGAGGAGUUUGGAUUUGAUAUCCUGCUUUAUCACUACCCGAAGGAGUCUCAAAGCAGCUAACAAUCUCCUUUCCCUUCCUCCCCCACAACAAACACUCUGUGAGGUGAGUAGGGCUGAGAGACUUCAAAGAAGUGUGACUAGCCCAAGGUCACCCAGCAGCUACAUGUGGAGGAGCGGGGAAGCAAACCCGGUUCACCAGAUUACGAGUCCACCGCUCUUAACCACUACACCACACUGGCUGAGGAGGUGGCAGUUCCCACUUCCAAGAGUUGUGCUGCUGCUGUGGCGGCAGCAGUGGAUAAUACAUUCCUUGGAGGCCGGAUCUGCUGCCCCUGUGCAUUCUGCUGCCCAAGGUGGUUGCCUCACCUUCCAUCAUGGGUGAGCUGGCCCUACUUCUUACUUACACCAGUCAGGAGGUAUCUCUGCCUGUCAUUGGCUGUGGUUCCAGCUACUGCUGGUCUCCCCACCUUCCUCCCCACCAGUUCCAAUGAGCACUAGCCACCACUGAUAGCCAUGGCCCAGCUUCCACCAAUGAACACCCUGAAAGAUACAUUCUAAAGCAGUUGAACACAAAUUCACUGUCUCCUGAGGCAUUUGUUUUCAGGGCAGUGACUGUGCGCCCAGACCACUUUCCUUGUGCACAGGCCAUCAUCUAUUUGGUUUUUUCAGAAAUGGUUAUGUGUCCCUCAAAUCUUUCUGUAAGGCCUAAUUCUUGUUUUUGUGUCAAUGUCAUCUUGUGCAGCGGAUGAAUCCCGGGAUGCACACCCUACUGAAAGCAAACCUGAUAUUGGCGAGAGACCAGGAGAAAGAAGCAGCUUCCCCAGCUCUGCAGGACACUUGUUCUUUGAAUAUUUGGUUGUGGUCUCGCUCAAAAAGAAUGCUAAAGGAGAUUACGAGCCCAAGAUUACCUAUCAGUUUCCAAAGGUGAGAUACCCACCGUGAUUCUUUUGCCAGAUGACAGAACUGGAGUGCAUUAGUGAGGAACGCUCCUCAGAUAUUACACUUUGGAGGGAUGAAUGCUGGAAGCAAAGCAGUGCCAUGAUGGUCGGUUCUGCUUCAGCCUUCCCUAACCUGGUGCUCUGUGUAUGUUUUGGACUACAGUUCCCAUCAGUCUCUGUGACCAGGGCCAAAGGUCAAGUAUGAGGAGAAGGCUGCUGUACUCCAACCUCUGUGUUGUUUUGAGAUGAGCCUAUGCCCAUGCAAGUGUAUGUGUGUAUCAUUUCAGAAGCUGAAAUGAAAACACACAAGUUGGAGUGCAGUAUGGUUUUUUUUAAAAAACAAAACAGAGAUUGCUUCAAAACAGAGGGAAACUGGAAUGUUGGGCCACUUUUGCUGUUGCAAUUCAUGACAGCAGGCCCAAGCAUUCCCUGCAAAUGUGAAGGCAGGGGAGGGGGGUGCUGGAAAAAAAAUGCUGAUUUGGAUCCUACAUCUUUUAGAUUCUCUUUGCCUGCCUUCCUCUCCAGUUCCACAGAAUUUUGCCUGCAUUGCAAAAUUUUGCCUGUCUGUAAAACUCCAGUAGAAUUGAUUUAUCUUAAGAAAUGCAGAAAAUCCUGCUAACAAAAACCAGUGCCUGCAGCAAUCUUUCUCUUUUGAAGUGUCCCUCAGUGUUUUGCUUCAUGGUGUAUCUUCUCUCUAUCCAUUGGAGUUGUGCCAAGGAAAGUGCUCCCUUGGUAAUUGUGAAAGUAGGAGGGAUGCUGCUGAUGGAGUGAGGAAGGAACAUCAGGCCCAGCGUGUCAAGAAGGCAUGAGAAAGAAUAUCAACAUAAGUGGUCUCUGUGGCUGUGGAAUAUAAUCCUAGGCCAUCUGCAGGGCAAGCCAUCUUUGUUGCAGCCUACAUAUAUCUUUUAGACCUAGCGCUGACUGGGGCCUGUGGCUGGGCUGUUCCACUUCAGACCGCAGGGGUUGGAGCUCAAAUGAGUGAAUGUUCCUCCGUACCAAAAUAAAUAAAUCCCUCCAUGUAGCAAAGCUGAAUGUCAGGAAGAAGAGUUCUAGAUUAGUAUCUGAAGAAAUUUACUUAUUAUUAUUGUGGAGGCACAUUCUGUCUUGUAAGCCUGCAAUGGCAUCGAUCAGACGUGGACUUACUCCCUAAGUCACUAAGCUAGGACAGUAAUGAUGUCGCCUAGGCCCACCUUCCUAGCUGGUGCCUCCAGAUGUUUUGGUUUACAAUGCACAUCAGCCUCAGCCAGCAAGGACAUUGGGGAAGGCUGGUCUAGGCAGGUGUGGGAGCAGUGAAAAGAGCACACAGCAAAUGUCCCAAGUGUGUUGGCACUUCCGCACUAAUCUCUGGGUUAAAAUCAUAUCCUAGAAGAUGAGGGGGUGGGGGAAAACGUCUUCAGCUCAGGGACUACAUUCCCUUGAGGCAAAAGCAGGCAGAGCAAUAGAUGUGACUCUUAAUUUUGUGCUGUAUGUUACAUUCCAUCCAUGUACGUGUCAGAGGUUUCGGCUCACACACCUCAUGCAUCUUUCCAUGCUCCUUCCAGGUAUGCAAGAGGCAUGUCACAGUUCAAGGGACACAUUGCACCCGGGGAGUAUAUGGCCUGUGGGCGGAGGCCUGAGGAGAGCUCUGAGGGCCAAACGGGUCUACUGGCCUCUGGCCUGAGGUUACUCACCCCUGCUGUAAGCCUAAGCAUCUCAAUGAAAUAAUUUCCAGUUCAUAUGUGUGGAGUUGUAUUUAAGGAGAUGGCUUGUGUAUUCUUUACCUGACUUUAUCUAGCACUGCUGGACCAGGGUUCAGUGCUAUAUUAUAUCUAAAUGAAGCACCCUGACCUCUAGAGAAAUGCAGGGGUCUUCCACAGAAUCCCAAGCUGUCUUGAUCUAGUGUCGCGUUUUACUAAAGUAGUUCUGCCUGAUUGAAAAAACUCAUGUGAGGCUGAAAUCCUUGUCACUGAGUGGGUUGGCCGGUCUUUGCAAAGUGAUCACAGAAAGAGGCUUGUUACUCUUAUUGUUGUACAAGAUGCAACAGCCGUUCCGAAAGUCUGUGCCUCAGCAUUUCUUUUAAAAGCAGAAUAAAACCAUGUUCCUUUGUGGCUUCGCUUCAUGCAGCAUGAUUUCACACCGCAGCACUUUCAUUUUAUCUGGGCAUACCUUCUCACCACUCGGUCUGCAUGGAGAGGAAAAGUACAGAAUUGCUUCAGACUCAGAUUUUCUUUUUAAAGUUAUUUCAUGCAUGUGUCCUGCAGGCUGUGUAGUGACACAAUCCACUGCUCAGUGUAGUAUGUGAAUUUAAUAUGUGACCUUCUGCUUUAGGCCCAUGUUGAACUUUAUGCAGAAAUCUGUGCAGGUGCCAUGAGCUCAAGUACUGCCUUGCUCAAGAGACUUUCAGUGAAAUCACCAAACAUCACUUGCAAACUAGACCCCUCUUCAUUUUGCUAGCCAGCAACUGUUUUCCUCUGCAAAGUACUAUCUGCUGCUAGGUUCCUGUCAUCUCAGUCAUAGAAACAUCUUCAGUAUGUAUUUGCCAUGUGUCUUCUUUUUCCAGGACAAAUCCUCUCUUUCAGGGGUAAAAUUUCUGUCUGGGUGGAUUUUUUUAAGUUCGCCAAAAUGUCUCUAGCUAUGCUUUCUGGAUGAGACCUAGACAUAACUGGUGGCUGAAGACUUGCUUUCCUCUUCUCUUCUCCUGCCCCCCUCAGCAAUAUAUUACAGCUUCUGUAGCCUACAUAUAGUAGGGGUAUUUUGCUCUUCAAAAUAUGGCAGCCCUAGUAUGGCUAUGUAAAGCUGUCUUAUGCUGAGUCAGAUCAUUGAGCCGCUAUUGUCUUCUUUGACUGACAGUGGCUUUCCUGGAACUCCAGCAGAGGUCUUUCCCUUCAUUUGCAAUCUGACCACUUGACAGGAGGAAGCCUGUUUCCUGAGGGUACAAUAGGAUAUUUGGUUAAGGACCUCCACCUCAGUCAACCUCUAGAUAGCCAAUCCUUGCCAGUUUUUGCCUUAUCCCCCCCCCCGAGUCAGGUGGUCUGAUCUUUAAAUGCUUGUCCCAAAAUGAGAGUAAGGGGUCGGGGGGGUGUGAUCCCAUCAUGCCACGCCGGCCUUGCCAGCUUCUCAGUCCAGUGUGUGAACCAAAGAACAGGCUGCCAUGUUAACGGUGCAGUGUGCUUCGUAUAUAGGUAAAGGUAAAGAUACCCCUGCCCGUACGGGCCAGUCGUGUCCGACUCUAGGGUUCUGCGCCCAUCUCACUUAAGAGGCCAGGGGCCAGCGCUGUCCGGAGACACUUCCGGGUCACGUGGCCAGCGUGACGAAGCUGCUCUGGUGAGCCGGCACCAGCGCAGCACACGGAAACGCCGUUUACCUUCCCACUAGAAAGCGGUACCUAUUUAUCUACUUGCACUUUUUAGGGUGCUUUCGAACUGCUAGGUGGGUAGGAGCUGAGACCAAACGAUGGGAGCUCACCCCGCCGCGGGGAUUCGAACCGCCGACCAUGCGAUCGGCAAGGCCUAGGCGCUGAGGAUUUACCCACAGCGCCACCCGCGUCCCAUGCUUCGUAUAUAUUCUCUUAUAAAUCCUUACCGUGGUAAUCCUAUUUUUGGCAGUGUAAUACUGUACUUACAAAUACAAAAAUGAUGAUCCACACAUAAGGACUGAGGACUUUCAAAGUCCUUUCUUACAGUUACAUAUGAUCUUCAGUCUUAUAGAAUGCAGACAAAUGUUACUUGAGAAUGGUGGUAUGUCACCUUAUAAGACUGGCGGUCAUAUGCAUCUGUCAGAAUUGACCUCGGGAGCAACUCAGAUCUUCUGUGUGGACUCUUAUACCCCAUAGCAAGUGAGCCAGUUGUUUGAGUGUCAGACUAAGGCCUGGGUGACCAAGGUUCACUCUCCCAUGAAGCUUACUGGGUGACCUUGAGCCAGUCACUGCCUCUCAGCCUAACCUACCACACAGGGCAGUUUGGGGAAUUAUAUGAGGAAGGGUGACCUGUGCGUGCCACCUUGAGCUUCUUGGAGAAAAAAGUGGAAUGAAAAUGCAAUGAAUGAAUCAGUGAAUCAAGUAAGAAAGUAAGCAAGCUAGGCACUUCGUAUUUCAACAGAAAUCUCCUAAGUAUCAUGGGAUAACUUCUUUCAUCUCUUUUUUUGCUUUUUUUCUAAUUUCAGCGUGAGAACUUGAUGAGGGGACAGCGUGAAGAGGAGGAAAGGUUGCUGCAGGCCAUUCCCCUUUUCUGCUUUCCUGAUGGCAAUGAAUGGGCACCGCUCACAGAGUUUAACAGGUAAGCGCCGUGCGACUUGUGAGUCAGCAAGGGACUAGCGCUGUAUUGUCCCACAAGAGAUUAGGAAAGCAAAAUAGACACCAAGGGGCAAAGACAUAGUGCUACAUACACAUGAUAUACGUUUAAACCACAUUUAAAACAUUUGGCCUCUCCCAAAGAGUACUGGGAACUCUAGUUUAUCCCUCAUGGAACUACAGUUCUCAGCCACCCUUAAGAAGCUAGUUUCCACGAUACAGCUUUAACUAUAUGGUGUGUACUUCAAAUUGUAUGUUUGUGAGCAGAACCUUUUCGAAAUUCUGUAAAACCACCUGCUCAUAAUCGGUGGACCUUUAUAAUGAUGCUUUAUAAUCCUGUUUCUAGUUUAGCUAGCAUCUGUUGAGUGCGGAGAGUGUUUUGUUUUGUUUUUGCAAAGGGCUGAUGUUAAACUGUCAUUGUAAUCUCUCUCUGCAGAUUGUGAUAAUUGAUUAUUUUUGCACAAUCUCUUACCAUUCUCUCGGAUGACUUAAAAUCAUGAUAGUCCUCCCUUAAGACAAAAACAGAUGCUACAUUUUUCAGUGUGAUAAAAAUCUUAGGGUUUCCCCUGCCUCUGAAAUGCACUGGCCACACAUAACAAAUGUAAAAGUUUAGUUCUGAGUACCUGCUCAUUUUUUCCCCUUCUACACAACUUCUGCAUCUGACUGCCCUAGUUUUGAGUAAGCCUUUGUUAUCUUUCACUUCCCUUCACAGGAAGGGGUAGUAAUGCUUGCCUGUUGCAGUGCAGUUUGCUAAGGGAAGCUGGUAACACCCGUAAUUGCCUUGAAAACGUGACCUUUGUAUGUUACCCAGUUUGCGUUUAUAACUUCAAGAUCUUCAGGGGAAUACUGCUUUGCUGGUUUCAUUCUUGUAGUUAACAGGUUCAUUGGAAUCACUUGUCAUAAAAAAAAACUCCUGCUUUCCAUGCCACUGCUCAGCUUAUGUUCAGAAGAGUGAGGCUGCAGUGCAAAAUCGUAGUUUAUGCUUGCAAGAAAUGGUUUAGAUGAUCUGUUUGCUCCCAAAAAUGUUGCCAACCAAGCAGGAAAACGAAUACACUCUUAUCUUCUGCUGAGUGGUGUGAAGGCACUUCUGGGGGAGCGGGGCAUGUUUUCCACAUGUUUGGGCCAGUCAUAGAAUCUCUCUGACACAUGGAUCGUAAGGUUCCUGAGUUAUUACCUGAAGACUGUAUUUGCUGAGCCCUGAAACAUUCAGAGACUAAUUAAUCUUGUCUGCUCAUAAGUAAGCCCUAUUGAAUUCAGUAGGUUUUACUCACAGCUAAGUUGGGUGAGGAUUGCAGCCUGCUUCCCAAAUCUUCAUUUAAGUAGCCGAUUUGUUCUGCUUUCCCCCCAUACAAUAGUUAGCAGACUGGUAAAACUCUUAAGUCUUUUAUUCUUUUUUUUACAGUGAAACCUUUUCUUUUGUUCUCACCAAUGUUGAUGGAAGUAGGAAGAUUGGCUACUGCAGGCGACUGUUGGUGAAUAUUUCUUUUACUACUAUUUUUUAAAUGUUCCUUUUAGUUUGUUGUUUAGGCCCUGGGAGGGGAGUGGGGCUGGCUAAUCCAAGGAGCUCAUGCAGUUUUUGCAGUCAGGCCCAACCCCGCACUGAGUUUGUAGUAUGCCAGAAUAGGCAUAGUUUUUCAUAUUGACCAAUAGUUGUAAGACUUACAAAAGAAGGAAGUUGCUAAUACGUGUAUGAAUCCAGUGCCUUAGCCCCAGUCCUUACUGAAGUGCCAAAUCUGUGCUUGGGUGUUUACCAGUUUAAACUGCACUCCCCUCUCUAAGCACAAAACACACUGAUCACGCUAAUCUUGGUCAGAACAGGAAACAUGAUCCAGUGUUGCCCUGUUGCAUAUUUUGGAUCCAAGGUGGCCAUGAAUCGUGAUCUGCGCUUGUUAAGGAGGUCUCAAUGUUGAAAUUGCAGUACCCUAGUACUGUUCUUUAAGGAGUCCCCAAUGCCAUGCCCAAGACAAUCUCACUGCUCACUCAGGGAGGGAGGUGGUUAUGACAACAGCAGGAUCCCUGUUCUGUGCCAGAUGCCCAAUACCAAGUGUUCAUAGUCAAAUGGAUUGUAUCUUGGACUGGGCAUCUGGCAAGAAGGAGAGGAUCCCUAGGCACUACUACAGCAAUCCCAUCUUCCCACCCAAUGACCAUAAGUUGCUCUUGUACAAAACAACUGGCUUGAAUUGACUGGGACCAAAAAGGUUUUGCAAGGUCUGGAUAAUACAUACCAGCCGGUCAGCUUAUUCAUCCUUGAUCGUAUCUAUAGUGAUGCACUACUUUGUACUUCUUUCUAAAGAUGUGAUUUAGGCCCUCAGAUUUCAUUUAGUCCUAAAUUCACUAUCAGAAAACAAUGUUGAUAAAUUCAGCAUGUGGAGCUCCCAGAGAGAAUACGAUGGACAAAUGCAUUAGUUUAGCUGUAAUGGGAUUUUUGUUUCUGAAGCCUAGCAAUGCAGGCAAGGGCAGAGAGUGUGAUGGAAAUUCUUGACUCUGCAGCAGGGUGUUGGAUGAAGGAACUGGGGCCUCUCCAGGGCAUGAGAACUUGUCAAGUCCUUGUCAGCGCUGGGCUAUUGCUGGAUUUGGCAGGGAUUCUAUGAAAACCACCAGAUUCUUCCCCAAAACGUACAGAGCUUUAAUGAAAGAGCAUUGUCAGGUAUAAAAAAGAACUUACACAUUAGAGGAGAAAGGCAGAAUGAAAGUCAUGUACUUAUUUCAAAUGAUAAAAACAACUCAAAUUAGUAAUAAUAGUAGUGAUGGCAGUAGGAGAGUGGGCUAGGCUGCCAAAGAUCUGGGUUGCUUCUCCAUCACAGGCAUAAUAAUAAUAAUAAUAAUAAUAAUAUAAUAUAUUGUAUACUGCCCUUCAGCCAAAGAUCCCAGGGCAAUUCACAACCUUAUUUUUAUAUGAACAGACCAUUGCAAAAUAGGUGCCCUUAUCCAAGCAUAGUGUUACGACUUUUAUAAAAUGCAUCAUGGGACAACUGUCUGCUGCUGCAGAGUGCCUAGCAUGCCCCUUGCCCUUACCACAGUCCUUUAUCAACUUAAAAGUUGAUAAGGCUGUUCUUUUGCGGAGGUGGAAAAGAAGGUUCCCCUCCCCCUCGUGUGCAAGCAGCUCUUUCCACAUGAGUAAAAACACCCACUGUUUUUUAAAAUUACAUUUACAAAUAAAUAAUAAUGGUAAAGGGUCUCGUGGGGUCCCAGCCCUGGUGAACACUUGCCGUAUUUUUCGCUCUAUAAGAUGCACUUUCCCCCUCCUAAAAAGUAUGUGGAAAUGUGUGUGCGUCUUAUGGAGCGAAUGCGGGCUGCGCAGCUUUCACUGAAGCCAGGAGAGCAAGAGGGAUCGGUGCGUACCGAUCCCUCUUGCUCUCCUGGCUUUGCUUCGCUGGAGAGGUGCUGCACAGGUUUCCCUCUCUGCGCAGUGCCCCCUUCAGCGAAGCGGCAGGAGAAACGGAGCCCCUUCCAUUUCUCCUCCCACUUUGCUGGAGAGGCGCUGCGCAGAGAGGGAGAGAAUAUUGUUUUUCUUGUUCUCCUCCUCUAAAACUAGGUACGUCUUAUGGUUGGGUGCGUCUUAUAGAGCGAAAAAUACGGUCCAUAGAAUCCAUGCUUAGAAUGGAGCAUUUGUUAUGUCCCUACCAUUAUGUAGGGCAGCCUUCCCCAACCUAUUUGGCUGGGGCUGGUGGGAGUUGUAGUCCAAAACACAUUGAGGGCACCUGACUGGCAAAGGCUGUUCUGAGCUAUGUCAUUAGUGCCUUUAGCUUUAAAAAUAUGUGACUGUGUAAGCAUCUAUGGUGUGUGUACCUAGUGUUGGACCUCUAAAAAGGUAGAACUCUUGUGUUGGAGAGAGGCUGGGGCAACCCAGCCAGAUGGGUGGGGAACAACAACAACAACAACAACAACAAUCCUCAGAUCACCUCUUCCAAAUAAAAUAGGAAAAACAAAAAGCAAGAAUCCACAAUCACAUUUAGGUCCGGGUUGUGGCUAAGAGUUUUGAGAGGGGAGGAAAACAGCCUUCUUUUUGAGUGACUUGGAUCCACUCCAUUUCUGCAGAAAUCAAAAAUGACCAGCCAGAGCUCUGCACUGUAUGUUACAAAGGACACUUGGAUCAUAGUCAAGGCCCUUUGCCUCUGGAGACAUCUAGGCUUACAUUCCAAGGCAAUCUGAUGCAAAUUCUGGGGCAAUUUCUCAGAUAAAUGAAACAACAACUGAUCUUUUUAUUUUUUAAGUGUUUGUAUCAAUCACAGCACAGUUGCCCUUGAGUUGCUUGCGGCUUUAUGUUUAUUAUGUUUGUUCCUUCAAGGGAACAGUGGGAGGGUAGGGGGGGCUUUGUUGUGCAAAGAGUUGGACAAACACACACUGGGAUCAAAAUAUAAAUAAUUAGCUUGAAGGAUAUACAGCCUGAAUAGACAAGACAGACAUAGAGGGGGAAGCAGAGAGGACCAGCAGAGACUGCUGGUUCAGGCAGCUACGUAUUUCUGAUCAGGGGUGAACAAGUCGAGGUGACUAAAGUAUUAGUUUGUUUUUUUAAAAUCCAUACACAAGGUGGGAUUUUUCCCUAGCAGCAGAUAAGGUAAGAGCAGAGAAAGAGAGAGGCAAUGGGAGGAGACACCUUCCUGAUACCACAAUCACUGUCGUUCACCUGGACAUUAUAGAGACAAGUCAGGGGGGUGGUGAGAUUGGGGUUGUGUGAGCAUGAUGACCAGGUGCUAGAUUGGCUCCAUCAGGGCAUAUAUGCCCAUUCCAGGUUGGCUGUUGAAUCUUCCUCCAUCAGGGCUCCUGCUACUGCAGCUGGCACUCCCACAGCCCGGAUUUCACUGCUGCCUGCCCCCCCCAUCCAGUUAAGUGGUGCCAGUUCAAGAGUGCACCUCCAUGGCACUGGCUGCUCUUGGUUGCAACAGUGACCAUUUCUGGAGCACUCCCUACGUAAGUUGAAGGGAAACCUUGGCGUUGUGGUGGUGAUUUUGGCAUUGGCCCAAUCUGGAUCAUGCCAGUGAUGGGGGGAGGCCUGAGGCAAAUGUAGAUGGAGCAUGGGCACAAGUGCGCUCCCACUCCCCCCCCAUCCUCCCCUCCUGUUUCCCCACUUGCUACCCACAUGAAGUCAGAACAAAGGCUGCACAUAACCUCCAGUGCCACAGUUUCUCUAUUCCUGCUGAAGAUACAGAGCAGCCAGAAAGUAGGACAGGAAAUCAGAGCCUUCGUCACUGGUUCUUUAACUCAGAUGAUAACAAAGGGACAGGCUUUUGAAAGAUGUGAGACUCCAAGUCCCGGAGGGCGGGGGUGGGAAGCAGUGAGUCCUCAAGUAAGAGCUGCUGUGAAUAAGGCCAGAAAAGGCCUCUUGACUACUCUUUGUACAGAUGAAAUGGGGGUCUUCACAGCUCCCUCCACCCACUGUUCAGCCUUAGACUGAACAACCAUCAUUCAUUGUGAUUUGUUCCUUUUUCAACACAAGAGAGUGUCUGUUGUCUCUUUCUGUUCUGCAGGGACAGUUGUUUUUUGUCCUCAUUUUCACUUUCACGUAAACUUUGUGACCUCUUUGAGGAAGCCUCUUUUGUGCACUUCCUUAAAUUUGAGGUGGUGAACUGGAAUAUUCAUAUCUUAAAUUAACCUGUUAGACAUUCUGCACUGCCUUUCUUCCUUUGCCUUUCAGUUUAUUUUGAAUAUUCUUAAUAUCCACCUGUAAAUGGGAGAUGUAGAUGAUAAGAGCUUUCUCUUUGCUUGUUUCCAGUUAGCCGAAAACAACACAGUCUACUAGUUUAAUUCCCCUACAAACUGAUUCAUAGCAGUCUGAUUCAGAAGUGAGUUUGUAUGUUCUCAGAAGUUUACAUGUUGGCAUUCUGUUCGCUAGUGUAGCCAACACCUUUGUUUGGAUUGUUUGCUCUUUUGACAAGAUAUGCAACAUUCAAAGCUUACAGUCUGAUUUCAUUGCUCUUAGAAGUACAAUGAAAACUGGCUGCAAACUGUGCAUGUCGUAGAUCAGGGCUGGACCAAGAGAUUUUGCUGCCUGAGGCAAACUACAAGUCACAUUGGCAUACAUGCCCAUUCCAGGUUGGCAGUUGAAUCUUCCUUCAACUCCUUCCCUGCACCUGAAGACUGCAAAUUAGCUUAGGGGAUGCAGGCCAGGCCACAUGGCACACACAGCUCUUUAAUCACCUUGCCACAGCUCUAAGCCCUGAGGCAGUUUCCUUCCUCUGUCUAAUGACAAGACCAGCCUUGUAUUCUAUACUGUUCUGAAGAUGUUCUGGUUAACAUAUGAGGCACGCUAUGUACUUUUAUUUCUGCAUGUCAAACAGUUCCAGUUAUUUGUUAAUAAUAGCAUUUUUGUGCACGUGGAAUCUAGACUCACUUUAAAGCAAAUUGAUUUCUAAUGUGUGAUUGGAAGCUGAAUUGGAAAACUAUCACAGAUUGGGAAUCAGUAUUUGUCGUGAUAAUGUCCGACAUUCAGAUUAUCUUGUACAUUCUUAAGAAGUAAUUUACUGAAUGAAUGAAUGAAUGUGUUUGUGCCCUACCUCUUAGGAUACAGACCCACACCAAGGAGAUUGUAACACACACUCACACAAAGCCAAUCGAUACAAUAUCUCAUAUAAACAAUAAAUUUUAAAAUCACGGAACAGCCUGCAACCCCUCUCUUAAUGAACCAAAUGUGGCUGUUUCAUUUGCUGUGGCUGAAGAACCCAUUGUUGCCUAGUUGAAGGUUGGUGAUCUGGUUCAGAUCCUUCCCCCAGAGGAUCUCAGUUGGAAAGAUGAACUCUAGUCCUGGGUAGCUCAGUUGGUUAGAGCGUGGUGCUGAUAAUGCCAAGGUUGCAGGUUCGAUCCCCAUAUGGGACAGCUGCAUAUUCUUGCAUUGCAGGGGGUUGGACUAGAUGAUCCUUAGGGUUCUUUCCAACUCUACAAUUCUAUGAUUCUUGGGCAAUGUACUGGCUGUGUCUCAGUUUUUGCAUCCGUACAGUGAUGUUGAAGCUUUAGGCAGAAGUACCUCCUUUCACUUCCUGUGACACAAAUACUUGGCUCCUCGGAAACCUGGUUUUCUCGCUUGGCAUGCACCCACACCAUAACACUUCGUGAGGACAAAUGAGAAAGUGUUGUGUGCAUAAGAAUUUCUGCAUAAUAAUUACAGGGCACAACUUUCCAGCUGAUGAAGCUUUGAUGUUAGGCAGGGGAGGGGAGAGGAGAGAGAAACACAUACACAUCUUUCAGGGCAAAUAUUUCAAUUGCUGCUUAGUUGAAAAGUCAACAGGAAGACUGAAGGCCUUGAAAGGUAAAGAAAAAAGAAAAGAAAGAAAAGCUGACUGACGGGUUUUUGCUUUAUUUCAUAUGUUAACAGAACUAGUCAUCCCAUAAUUCCUCCAUCAACCCAUGGAGACCUGUGGAGAGACUCUUUAAGUUAAUCUACAGGACUUCAUAGUGAACACUAUUGUAGCAGAUAUUCUGUGGUUCUGUUUGAUGUUGAUGUUUGCUAUUUGUAUGUUCAGAAAACCACUCAAUAGAAAUAUUUACAAAGAAAAAUCCCAAACAGCUGAAGGGACAGUUUGAGGGGUGGGAAAUACUUCAAAUGUAGUGAUUCAGAAGAAGGGGGAGGCAGUUGGAUGUGUGACCAUAAAGAAGGAAUUGUCUUGAGGCCAAACAGGGCAUGACAUAGGGGGGGUGUCCACCAACAAACCCCCACAACUGGGUGUGUGGUUCUUUAAAACAUACCAUAGAAGGGGGCUGAGCUUCUGCCUCCUUACUGCCUUUUUAAAAAGCCAUUUCCCCCCUCCCAGUGGUAUUCUGUGUCCACAUAUAACCCACUUCACACACAUAGGGAGAAAAGUGGCUGAAGGGGGGCUUUAGGAGAGGUUUGUAGGUGAGGGAAAUGCUUCACUCCGACCACCAGCCCAUGCUACCCUUUAAAUCUGUAUAUUCACAUUCUGUAAGGCUCUUGUAUGACUCACUUUGAGUCAUGCCAUCAUUGCUCCUACCUGUGUUCUGAGGAAACUCCAGACUCAGAACCAGGGCGUGUGCCCAGGGAAGCUUUCCUUGUGCCUGUUUCAGUGCUUUAGUGUGAAACCGGAAGUUCAGGAAGCAGUGUCGCCCCUGCCUCUCCAGCCCCCAAAAUAGGUAUCUCAUAGCAGUGCCCUGGACUUGCAUGCUGAUUUCUAUUGAUUUGUCAUGUGGACUACCAGGAAACCUGCCAUGGUUGUGUCCAGGUGCUAUGUCCUACAUGCAGUGACAGUUUGCUCUCACUUGGCAGCACAAGUCCUAUGCACGUUUUACUCAGAAGUUAAUUAACUUAAUGCAGCUUGCUCCGCAAUAGGUGGGUUUGGGGCUUCAGCCUCAGCAUGUCAGAGCUCCAAAGGAAACACCACGCAGAUGCCUUCUGCCCAGUCAAUAUUCAUCCAUGCAGAGCUGUUUAUACUUGGUCCCUCCACAGCUUAGGUUGUUUUCUAUGGUGACAAAGAGCUUAACCAUCUGUUCACCAUCCGGUUUAUUUCACAUCUACUAAAUUCUCAUGUCUCAGGCUGUGGGUAAGGGGGGGAGAGGAAAUCACUUGAGGCUCAUUUUGUGUCAUGAGGAUGCUUCAUGGAAAUGCGCACUGCGACUUAAUCAGGACUCGGCUAAAUUUAGAAAUAAACUGUUUAGUUAGCUUAUAAAAAAACCAGGAGAUUCCCCUCUCCCCCUCUGUUGGCAUAGUGAAACUGCAUUGCUUCCUGUUGCUAAACCCAAUUUUCAAGUUCCGUGGGUGAUUUUCACAAAACUGGGUCAUCCAGAAUUCACCUUUCUUCUGUGUUCAGUGAGUUAAGCUGGUGUCUUCUUGAUCUUGAGAGAGAGCAGGAGGGCGUUCAAACUGGUCUAGUGUUCGGGGCUUUCUUUCUGUCCUUAGCAUCCUAGAUGACAAAAUGUGUUCCAUCUGCUGCAGAAAAGAAGAAAUACAUCCCACCCCAAAGGGGCUUGUUGCAAAUAGCCCUGUAUUUUUGCUUUCACCACUCCAUAACCAACAAUUCAGUUUAGGGGCCUUGAAAGUUGUGUUUAGUGACUUAAGCCACCUCUUCUUGUUGCUAUAGGAAUGUUUUUGUGUAUUUGCAUACUAUAAACAUGCAGUUUGAACAUGACAUUUUGUGGUGGUUAACCUUUGUGCAAAAUGAUUUUUUCAGCCAUCUGGACGAGGUGCACGUCUUCCAGAGGUUUACUGCAUUGUAAGCUGCUUGGGUUGUUUUGGCCUGUUUUCAAAGGUAGGAGUUCUGGACUAUCUCUCCCCGCACCCCAGUCAUCCCUUUUACUCUUCAGCACAUACAGAAAAAUAGAUUUGGCUCAGAAUUGCUUGUUUCGUUAUUCCAUGGUUAAAUCUACCAACUUCUGGUAUUCCCCUUAUGAGGAACCAGUACAAAGAAAGAGGCUCCAUCUCACCUAGAUGACAUGCCUUGUAAUCCCAAACCUAUUGAUCAGUGGAAAUGUGCUCUGCACAUCAUUAUUAAAAUUAAGAGCCAGUGUGGUACAGUAACCUAGGCAUGGGAAGUGCUGCCACUCAAGCUUCCCAGUCCUGCAGAGUGGUUGGGAGGAUGAGAUGCCCUUAGAGGAAAGGCAGUUUACAAGAGGAGUUGGCACCAAGAUGUCGAAGAUGAAAGAGGCAAAAUUAAGUCUUGUGCAUCAUAAUGUGGCUUCCUUGCUGAGAAUUCUCUUUCUUUGGUAAGUCCCUGGAGGGGUGCGAGCAGAUUCGGAGUGGCUGUCAAGCGACUGAUACCCUUCUUUUUCCCCAUUAGAUAUUGGAUGAGGUGGAGAAAAGGCGGCAGAUCUCUGCAGCUGUCAUCUAUCCCUUUAUGCAAGGUCUACGGGAAUCCCCUUUUCCAGCACCAGGAAAAACGGUCACCAUUAAAAGCUUCAUCCCCGACUCAGGGACAGAGGUUUGUAGCUGCUGAUAAUAACCUCAGCUGGUUCUAUCAUGACUAGUAAAUAAGUCAGUAAUGGUGGUAGUUCAGCAGGGAGUGCAAUAAGGCAGGAGCUGGUGAUCACAAAACACUCUCUGCCUGGGUUCAGGUGUUAACUUGAAACCAUGGUCUGAAUUUCACAGUUUCAUGUUAACAUCUGAACCCAAACCUGCCCCAAAAACAUAGUUCUUGGGGAUAAACCAGGUGCUGAAGCCAUGGUUUGAAGCUGGUCUGCAAGUUGCAGUUUGAGCUAACUAUGGUUUCGCAUUACAUCACAAUUCACGGAGCAUUGACAAACCACUUUAUGGGCCAUGCUUCCUCCUGAAGAGACUACUGCACAAUGGAGAUGGCAGUGAAUUUAGGAAAAGGAAUGGUGGAUAGAUGGAAGGGACUGGUCAAGAAGCUCUAAGCCAUGGUUUGCCCGUUGUACACCUGGAAACUAAAAAUGGGUUGCUCACUUAACUAUGGUUAGCAUCACAAAACAUACAUCUGUACUACAUUUGAAGUGAGCCUUUAUGUGGCUAACUUUUGUUUAUAUGUGUCUGCCUGGAUUUUAUCAUCUUGAAACCCAUGGACCACAUGGGUUGUUAGUCAUGGACACAAACCACAAUUUUUCACUUCAGAAAGUGGUAUGACUAACAAAACUGAUGACUUCUCCACUGCAAGCACACUGCAGUUGAGAUAGGAGGCAGGGGAAGAAAACUCAAUUGACAUGGGAAGAUUAGACAUAUGAAUUGUCCAGCGUGUGCCUUGAGAGGCUUACGUGCCCACAGUCAGGAACUUUGGAAAGUACCCUAUACCAGGUCAGGCUAUUUGACUGUUGUUUGUUCUGACUGAAAGUGGUUCUCUAGGACUGGGGUGGGGAACUUGUGCUCCUCUUGAUGUUGUUGGGCUCCAACUCCCAUCAGCUGCCUCCAGCAUGGUCAAUAAUCUGGGCUGAUAGGAAGGGCGACAGGUUUCCCACUGCUGCUCUAGGAUCUCAGAAAUAGGCCUUUCAUGUCACAUACUACCUGACCUUCAUUCCACCUGGACAGGUGAGGGAUUGAAUCUGUACGCAAAGAGUGUGCUCUACUACUGUCAUUCAGGAGGACAAGAAAAGACUCCUAGGCUAUUAACAGUUGCAUAGGAGAGGGAAUUUAUGUAGGUGUAGUUUUUUAUUACAGUCGUACCUGCCAAAAACACCCUGUCCUUUAUAACUACAGUGGUACCUCAGGUUACAUACGCUUCAGGUUACAGACUCCACUAACCCAGAAAUAGUGCUUCAGGUUAAGAACUUUGCUUCAGGAUGAGAGCAGAAAUCGUGCUCCGGCGGCGCGGCGGCAGCAAGAGCCCCCAUUAGCUAAAGUGGUGCUUCAAGUUAAGAACAGUUUCAGGUUAAGUACGGACCUCCGGAAUGAAUUAAGUACUUAACCUGAGGUACCACUGUAUUAGAAAUCCAAAAUCUGUGACUGCUUCUGCAUCUACCUGCCCCAUUAGUAUUGCUUGUCUGAUCAUAACAGCAUGAGUGGUUUGGAUUGAUAUUGGCAUGCUGAAUCAUAGUGCAAGAAAUUCUCUACAAUGGGAUGGGAAUGUGGUUUUCUACUUUGUAAAAAGUCGCCAGAUACAGUGGAGGACAGGACUUGUGUCCAUUUUAAUAUUUGCACAGAUUUGGGCUGACGUAGAUUCCCUCCCGCCGUACUAGGACAUGACAACAGCACCUACCCAAAUUUCCUCUUUGAUGCAACCAUGAAAGGUGUAAGAGACCUGCCCUCUAAUGUGUCUGGCAUCUCUUCUAGCCCAUAGCAAGUUUCCUCCCUAGGGAGAGGUCCUCUUACUUAGAAAUAUUAGUUAGGUCCUCAGCCACAAAGCGUGACUUGCCUUUCUGUGCUCUGUGCUAGUGAGUUUUGACUUCCUGUUAUGAUGUCAAAAGUUUGUUUCUUUCAGCUGCCAGAGAAUGAAAUUCUGGUAUGAUUUCCUGGCUUGUUCAAUGUUUAAGGCAGCUGGAAGAGUUAGAUAGUGAGUGCAGCCUGCAUUUUCCUCAAAAGCAUCAGCGUCUUUUCAUUAUCCUUAAAUGGGCAAAGCAGUAUAUUUCCACCAGACACUUUUCAGCUUGACUUUUAUAGAGAAAGAGAAACUGCGCACAGAAAACUGAUUAUUUCAGCAGUCACACCCUUGUGGAAGUGCCCUUGCUGGCUUUUGUGCACAUGUAUAAACCUCCUCUGCAGGAUUUUGCUCAGGAAACCAGUUCCUUGUGUUUGCAUUGCAGACUUUGCUCAGGAAAGAGCCAGUUUCUCAUCUUUGUAGUGGAAGCUGACCCUAGGGCAAGACGGAGUGGCUGGAAUGACGUUAUUGUCACUAAACGACAUUUUCUCACCCCAUUACAGGAAUAGUUGUGAAAUGUUUUAAAGAAUGAUUCUGCUUUUUAAAAACGAGAAAGGGGGAACAAAUGGAAUAAACUUCAUUGUGCUUUGAAAAUAAAUUUUAAAACCUGAUAAUUUAAAGCAUGAGAAGUGGGGAAAGGCCCACCUACUCCAGCCUCCUGGUCUCAUAAUGCCUAAACAGAUCCCUGUGGGAAAGCAGGGGCUGAGCACAGCAACACUCUCCAUACCUGGAGCUCAUAGCAACUGGUAUUCAGAGGUCUACUGAUUCUCACAGGACAAGCAGAGCAUCCGCCUGCUGCACAGUGCAAUGUCAGGAGGAAACAGAAUGGCGAUGGAAGGGCAGGCAAACCUACAGCAAGUCCUGUAUGGUGUAUAUAGUAUGUACUUUUGGACCUACCACACAAAUUUGUCUUCUCUGUGCAAAUUGUCAAAAAGCUGUUCUGAGUCGAUGCGGCUAUUUUCUGGCCCAACAGAGUUAUAGGCCGCUUUGGCUGGGAUUACUAUGGUCUAUUUUGUAUUUUGUUUUAUUUUAACAAAAAAAAAUUAUCGAUUUGUUAGUCCAAAAAAGGAGCAGAAGAAAUAAAAAGAAUAAAACAUAUAACCCCAUAAAGCAUCGCAGCCUGAAAGGACAAAAGUACAAAGAUACAGCACGGCCUCAGAGGGGUAAUAAAGUAUUAACUCCUGCAACAAUUCCCUUUGCCCAUAAUAAAGAUAUGGAAAAAUAAACUAUUCUCCACCUGUGAAUUCCAUCAUUAUUGAGAAUAAAGCUUCUAUAACAUCUUAGAUUCACCAUAUGUUUGCACAUGCUGAUGGCAGCGAGAGAUCAUGUACCUCAGUAUUCAUUUAAGAAAUAAAACCAUGCCAUGUAACAAAAAGAGCUCAUUCCCGCUCUGCCCUUUAGAUGCUUGUAGUUUAUGAGAUAUCUUUUCAAGGAGGGCAAUUUGCCAAACUUUAAAGUACCAGCAAUCCAAAUUAUUAAGACUGAAGGACUUCCAGGAUUUGGUAAUAGAGCCCUAGGCUGCUGUUAAGAGAUGAGAAAUAAAUUACUUGCUUUUCAGACCCUGUUCUGUUUCCAUAUACAGGUUCAAAAGUGUCAGGUGGAAUGAUGGCUUAAUAGUUAGUUUAGUUGUCAAAGAGAUCUCAGAGAACACCUCAUUCCACAUUUCUGCCACUUUUGAGCAGGCCAUAGUCUCUCUUGUUUUUAGUGGGCAGCUAAAAUUAAGAUCUGGGUUUUAACUACCCAGUCCUGCUAGCAGAAGCCAGCACAAGGACCGUCAGUAGCACGGCAUAACUUUGCCCGCCCUUGCCUCCCUCUGCACUCCCACCCUCCCAUCUCCCCCAGGUCUGCUCUGGAGGGUCAGGGGAACCCCCAGAACGGUGCAGGAGAGGAGAGAGGGGAAUGUUGCAGAAAUGCCUGCGCCCAUGAAAUGAUCUUGUUAGGACUACACUGCAUUCCACCCUAAGAUUGCAAAAUAAACAAGAAUAGUUAGUUCUGCCUGGAAUCAAGGAUUUGCUUCUCUGCCUUUGCUGUAGUGAGUCACUUGCAGUAUGGAAAGUCCAAAGGUUACCGAAGCUGUUGCACCACUGUUGCCUUUUGAAAUAAAGGAUUAUGUGCAAAUGACAGGCUUAAGAGGAGGAAAUAGAUGUGCAUUCCACUGGUUUUAAUGGGACAUACUCAAAAGUAAGUGUGUGCAUGUGAUUGCAGCCAAAGUUGGCACAGUCCUCCUUGCUUCCUGGCUGUCUCUCUGCUCUCCAGUCAGUGAUGAUGGCCGAUGGGCUGCCUCUAGACAUUGACUGAUGUUGCUGAAUGGCAAGUAGCCUGUGGAAGGAUAUGUCAUUUUGGGUUCUCAGUUUCUUAUUUUUCCGAUCUGAAAUUCAGUUCUCCGCAUUUCUGCAGCAAAUUGUAAUUAUUAUUAUUAUUUAAAUCCUUGGGAACAUUAGUCAGCUUUUUUGUUUAAUUUCUCCCAAUAAACACACACACACGGUUUUGAAUAAUGUGCACAUUGUUGCAAACAAUUUCCCCAAAUAUAAUGGACUAUUGUAUGGUAUUUUCACAAAGAUUUCUAAUGCACAUUUUCCCAACAAUAUGUGCAUUCUUGGGAUCACUGCAGCUCCAAAUUCAGGUAUGUUCGAAUUUUGAAUGACAGCUGUGCUUUUUUGCAUUUUGCUUCAGAAAGCUCAAAUUUGGCAAAUUCACUUUGAAACGCAAACUGGAUCAAGUUUCUCCACCAUCCUUCAUGGCAAGCAAAGGGAGUGGAAGAGGUGUAAUCCCAGCCUACCCCAUUCACACCAGUUCCAUUCCACUUGGGAGAUGCUCUUUUAAGCCUGUGCUCUGCCUCACGAAACUGCAAGCGGUUGAGGCCCACCCUUUGUGCACAGCUUGCUCUUGUUUUACCUAUUAAAUGUAUCCUGGCAGGUGUAAGGUGUAUGCAUAUGGCCCUGGCUUGUUGGCUGUCUCAGCUUGUGGAUUUUCAGACACAUGAUUCUUGCGGUGCCACUGGUAUAGCAGGAAUGUUUGCACACUGCCCUCUGCAGGCGAAAAUUAGCAUUAUAGUAUGGAAGUAAAUAAAAUAUAUGAAACUGUUGUCUAAAACAGGAGGCUACAAGCAGCAGCAAGCCUGGAGCUCAAGUGCCGUUCCUUCUCUCUCUUCCCUGCUGUAGCUACAAGGAGAUAAGAAACAUUUAAGCCAUGUGUCCAAACUCAUGGGGACUCCGGUUUGUUUAAACUAACUGAGAACGAAUCUGGAUAAUAAAUCAGAUUCUUGGCCUAUUUGAACAAGCCUUAGUUCUCCCGAGUUCAGAUGUAACGUAGAACUCAAGCCCAAGGCUUGAUGCUACUUGUGCACAUAAUGCAAAAUCAUAAUUUAGUGUUACAUUCAAAAAGGGCAUUUAGGUUGAAUUCUAGGGCAGUAAUUUUAGUUGAUCAUAAUGAUUCCUCUUCAUUGAGUAGCUGGAGAUAGUGUGCGGGGGAAACGGGGAGUGUUUUUUGCUAAGCCUAUGAUACAAAAUGUACCCACUCCUGUCUACAUAGAUGAACAUAGUCAUUCUGCUAUGUCUUGCUUUCUUCCUCACAGCAUAUUGAGCUGACACGGCCUCUGGACUCUCACUUGGAACACGUGGAAUUUCAGGCCCUCUUUCAGUGCCUCAGUCCCGAGAAGAUCCUCCAGAUAUUUGCCUCUGCAGUGCUGGAACGACGGAUAGUAUUCCUGGCCGAGGAACUCAGGUGAAUUUCUUGGCUUCAGUCUAGGCCGAAAACUAAUUGCGCUUCAGCCCCACCGAAAUCAGUGGGGUGACUUUGUUGCUUGUACUGUCAGGAAGUGUAGUGAUUAGUCAGAAUUUAUUUCCCUGUUGGCGUAGAUUGGAGUGGAGGAUGACUGAAUGUGGCCCAUCUAGCCACUUUGUUUGGCCCUCUCUACUGGCGUGAAAUGAAAGUAAUGAAAUAAGGGUAUUUGUGUGCCAUGUUCAAUUGAUUUUGGCCUGGUGCGCACCUAACCUUUCUGAGUGUUUCUCAGUACAGUGGUACCUUGGGUUACAUACGCUGCAGGUUACAGAUGCUUCAGGUUACAGACUCCGCUAACCCAGAAAUAGUACCUCGGGUUAAGAAUUUUGCUUCAGGAUGAGAACAGAAAUCAUGUGGCAGCGUAGCAGCCGCCGCAGGAGGCCCCAUUGGCUAAAGUGGUGCUUCAGGCUAAGAACAGUUUCAGGUUAAGAACAGACCUCCGGAACGAAUUAAGUACGUAACCCGAGGUACCACUGUAAUAAUCUCAUCAGUAUUAUGACUCCCAUUUCAGCUCCCUUUCCAAGUGCAUCCAUGCAGCUGCAGCUCUUCUUUACCCCUUCACCUGGGCCCAUACGUACAUCCCGGUGGUUCCAGAGCAGCUUCUCAGCACCGUCUGCUGCCCCACACCCUUCAUGGUUGGGAUCCAGAAGCGCUACCUAGACGAGGUUCAGGAGCAACCCAUGGAAGAGGUACUGUCCUUCAUGUCUCUAAGUAAGGGGAAAGUGGCAUUGAAUGACAGGAGAGCAAAACAUGACUCUGUACUGGGGGCAAUUGCAGCACCCAAGAUGGGCAUUUGUGGUGUCCGCCUAUGUCCUCCUGCUGGGAAGGCUGCUAUUCUUCAUCACUUCCACCUUCAUAUCCAGUUCCAUGUCAUCUUAAAGGCUGGGCAUGGGCAUUUGGCUCUCAUAAAAUCAAUGUUGGUUGUUCAUCCAACUGCAGUACGCCUAUAUUUUUUGUGUGUGCAAAUAUUUCACUUUGGCUCCUGGUUUAAUUUUAUGAUGGUGUCAGUUUACACCUUUUGGCCUGACUCAAACCUCUCAAAGGAACUUGCAUCAAAACCUUGAAAUAAACCAAAGAAACCCAAAACAACAAAAUCCUCAAGGACUACUUCUCUCCAUAUGAACUAGCCCGGAUCCUCUGGUCUUCAUCAGAUGCUUUUCCCCAUGUGCCUUGCCAGUAGUAGGUUCAGAGUGUGGCCACACAAGAACGGGCCUUUUCAGUGGUGCCCCCCAGUGCAGUCUGCGGGAUAUUCUACUUGGGGAGAUGUGCCUGACACCGUCUUUGUCAGUCUUUAGGUGCCAGGCUGAGACUUUUUUGUGUGCUCAAGCUUUUGAUAAUUAAUUUGCCUUUUACAGUGCUGUUCAUAUUUUAGCGGGUUGGGUAGGACUUACAAUAUUCUACUGAAUGUCUGUUUCAUAUAUUUUCUAUUGUUCAUUGUUCCACACUUUUCUGGUUUUGAACUGCUUUUAUUUGUUGUAUUUAUAUCUUGUCAAGUUGCUUUGGGACUUUUUAUUUUGUAUAAAGUGAUUAAUCAAUGCAAAUAAUAAAAAUUAAAACUCCCAUGAUUACUGGGCAGGUUGAAGCCACUGCCUUCUGAAUCCCCUGCAUUCUUCCAUCCCUCCAAUUUUGAACAUUCUCUGGAUAGUUUGCUCAUUCUUAAAGUAGUUCUGGAUAAAUAAAGCUGGAUCUUAUUUUAUUUUUACCUUUUUAGGUGCUCCUUGUUGAUCUGUGCAAAGGAAAUUUCUUAAAAUUGGUAAGUUCAAUCCAAAUCCAACAUUAUCCUUGGGUCUCCUCUGUCUUUUAUGUCAAUAAGAGUCUAAUGUUUUAUCCAUGGUUUCUUCUCCCUCCAAAUAAACUAGACAGAUCUUUUUGCCAAUCUUUCAGACAUCGUGUAUCAUUAAGUAUUGGAAUUGUUUGGAAUAGAAAUAGCAUUUUAACCGAACUCAGACCUGCCUAGCCUCCAAAACAUUACUAGACCAUGUGCUUUCAGACAAUACCCUGGGAUCAUUUAGACAGUCUUCACUCUGCCAGGCUAGGCCAGUAUAAUCUGAUGGCAAAUCCAGCUCCCAGGUUGUCAUGCUACCUGUUUCUUGGUUUCCUUGUGAGAUAAUCUUUCUGUUCUCCUUAGUACCCUCUCUGAUACCAUGGGAUGGCUCCUGUUGAUAGCUAAUGAGAGACUGCAUAUCCAUGCUGUCAGAUGCUGUUGUGGUUGCUCGAGAGUAACCAGGCAGGACUCCGACCUGUCUUUUACAGGCUUUAUUUUGGUGCAAACUAUUUACAGUGAAGAGUGUCAUAAGUUCAUGUCUGGCUCAAUCGCUAGCAGAAUCCGGGAGUGGUCUGUUCUUGUACCUCCCCCAACAUAAACGUUUCGUCACCCCCAGCCUUUUCUGCCCCUCCCUGCGCCUCAAGCUACUGCGCAUGAUGGGCGUUGGCAGGGGCUUGCUUCCCUCCUCUCCAGCUUGCUCAGGUGCGGUGUUAAGGCUCUUUCUAGCAUCCUCUGGUCCUUGCACCUCUUCUCCACUGGAGGUGGGGCUUUCCUCCUCGCCAGAAGAGGAACUGCUUCGCAAGAUUUUCGGAGGCUUUCUGUAACACAAUUCCCCCUCUAUCUCUCACCUCUGUGCCGAUGGCAGUUCCCUGACACAUAUAAAUUACAUCUGUCUGUACGUUGUGCAGAAUGUGUCUUGGAGGAGCUAGUGGCAAGACGUGUUUAUAGCCCUGCAGACCUGAAAGUGCCAUCAGAAAGGGGUUGUUUUUGAGUGGCAGCCCCUUGUCCUCACAUCUGCUGCUUUUCAGUGGCCGGCUGUUGUCUAAACUUCCCUGUUAAUAAUUCUGCAGGUUGGUGAUGAAGAAGAGAUUUUGCCUGCCAAGCUACAAAGCGAGAUGCUGUCCUCCCUGCCCACGAUGAACAACAACGUACAAAGUAAGCCUGCCUGUCUCCGUCUCCCUUUAUAUACAUAAAACAGAGCUAUUUGAGAAAUGUGAUUAAGGAAGGGUUCCAAAAUGGCUGUCCUUGGACAGAUAAGCUCAGAUAGGAGAUCCUUCUUUCCAAAGAUGGAGGAGACGAUUUUGCAUCUCUAGCUCUUUCUGCCAUUACAGAUUAUAUGUAAGCUAGUGGUGCAGGUAGAUCUUCCCUUUGGAGCCCUAUGUUUCCAUGGCAGCAGCUCCUUAGCAAUUUAAUGCUAGGGGAUUGGGUUUUAUGACUUAAGGAUGCCACAGUUAAUUGAUGAGUUAAUACGCCAUACUGCCUCCACUGUGUGUAAGUGGUAGACAUUUCCUCAUUAAGAAAAUGAGUUUGCAGAGCUUUAAAGCUCUUUGAUUAAAGGGGCUGUGAGAGUGAAGAGUACCUAUGUUCACGUGAAUUCUCCAUAAUCCCUAUUAGAGAUUAAUGUCUGAGAACUCUGAAGAACUCAGCAAGGAUGAGUAAUGUCUGUUCCCUGGGGUCUGUGUAUUUGUAUAUGUCACCAAGCUUCUUCUGUUAAUCUGCAAGACCCUUAACAGCUUGAGUCCAGGAUAUCUUAAGGACCGCCUGAUCCCUUGUAUCCCUGCCCGAUCGCUGAGAUCUUCGGGGAGUCUGUGUUGUUUGUUCCCCAUGACUCAGAAAUAUAGCUUGUAACCACGAGAAACGGGGCACUCUGUGUUGUGGGUCCAAACCUGUGGAACUCCCACCUGGCUGAGAUUAGGCAGGUGCCCUUCAUGCUGAUCUUCAGGUACACAACAAAGACUUCCUUAUUCUAGCAGGCUUCAGCUUUAUGGUUUCUCUUUACUGUUUUAUUCUCUGCAUGGUUUAUUUUUAUGUACACCUCUUAGAAAUGCUAAGGAUUAAGGGGUAUAUAGACGCAAUCAAUAAUAAAUCGGCACAUAUUGAACCAUUUGUGUGCAUCCAUGUUAAGUACUGGCUGAUUCUCUCCAUGCAAGAAAACACACAAGAGAGGCAGGCAGACAAAAAGGCCGUCUGGUCCUGUAUCCUGAGGCUUGGGAAAGGAGCAACAUUUGUGCUAGACCUGAACUGUACAUUAUCUCAUUUUCUCUCCCUACCCCCAAGCAUCUGAGGAACUCAACACGCGUGUUUCAGACGCCUUUGUGCAGUUUUUCGUCAAAACAAUUGGCCACUAUCCGGCACACAUCAAAUGGGGCAAGAAUGGUCAGGGCAGCUUCCAGGAGAGGUCGUUCUGCAAGGCCCUCACCUCCAAGACCAGUCGCAAGUUUCUGAAAAAGUUUGUGAAGACGCAGAUGUUCUCCUUAUUUAUUCAAGAAGCAGAAAGGAACAAGAAGAGUGUUGAAGGUAAAACUGGUAUAAGUGAAAGCAUUCUUCCUUUAAACAGUCCUUAUAAAUAUAGUUUGGAUACGAGGACUCGCUUUUCAGGCUGAAUAAAUUGGGAGUUCCGUCUUUCUCACAACCACAAUCCAUACAUAAUUACUUAUCACAGUUGAGAGCUAGGUGCAGCGGGGGGGGGGGGGCAUUUCCCACUGAGAAAUCAUCCAAGUUUGAAUGCUGCAAAAAUGAAUAUUAUGCCCACCAGUGUUCUUCUGAUAGCUGGAUCCCCUGCAACAAAUAAAUAAUUGCUGCACACCUGUUGUAGAACUCAUCUACCCAGAUUUCGCUGAACAUUUAGGUUUCUAGGUCCUAGUACCCAAUCCCCUUGUUCUUGGGGUUUACUGCCCCACUGAUUCACUGCUCCUCACCCUCAGACAGAACUGCUGCCUGUCAAUGAAGACAGCAUUUAGAUGGAUCUUAAGGCAACUUCCUAUGUUCCUAACAUUUUACUGCAAUGUGGAAGCAGAUGUCAAGAUCCUUUAGGUGGGGAAAUCCAUAUGUAGUGAUUGGUGCAUUUUGUUUCUUAUUCACAGGAUAUUUUCAGAAGAGGUUAAAUGAAUAUGAAGAACAAAAGAAGCAAAGGAGACUCUCCUGAAUUUGGGCUCUCAGGAUUGCUCACCAGCAGAUGGACAGGCCUGUGCCUAAAGUAAUUGCCUGUUUGGACAAAGAUAACUUCCUAGGAAGAACAACAACAUCAUUGGAUACGCUGGUUCUCAUGGGAGGCCAGCUUGGCUUCAGGCUCUACUUUUUAAUCUUCUUUUCCUUUUCAAGACUGGCACUACAGAGCUUUUCUAUUAUAUAGUUAAAAUUUGGCUGCAUUUAACAGCCCAGCUUGGAAGUAGGACUGCAGUUCUUUAAGAAAACGGCAGCAUGAAACUGAAAUGAACCAAGUGAUCAUCUUGGUCAAAACAGGACUCUAGAAAUUCAGUCAAAUGAAGGAGAUGUGGGAUGGUUAAUAAUGACAAAGAUUGUAUAGCAAGUGAUGAGAAAAAUUAUAUUAAUUGGAAACGUUUCUGUUUUCAUUAAAUGGUUUCCAAAUCAAUGGUUUCAUGCAGUGUUUGCUUCUAAUGGCAUCCUUUUGUUGGAAUCAAAUUUCUGUUUUUCAUUGCUCUUAUUUCCAUUUUUGUAAAGUUGUGUUUCUGCACUCAGCCAGGUAGCAAUGGCUCCACUUGUUCCAUAUAUUUUUUCUUAAGGGAAAAAAACAUAUUGAAUUUUCCUUCUUACCUAGGGCUUUUGGCCCUUAGUUUAAAGGAUUUCUAAGUAUUUGGUGGGGCAGGAUCUGCAGAACUUGUCUUUUAUUUGUAUAGAUGGAUUUGUUUUGUUUAGACUUUCAUGACUGUGGUAAUUGGCAUUGGUUUUAGUGUGUGCAUUGUGUUUGUAAAUUGCUUUGACAUUUUUAUGAGUAAAGCAACUAAAUAAUAAUAAUAAUCAAGGGGUGUGGUGGCAAGUAGUAGCAUGCAAAGGAAUGAAAGGAAGGUUAUCAAACUGAUUUGAAAGGAAUAAAAAAAAUGAAAAUGUGGAAGUGAGACAGGGAUUUAAAAAGCAAACUUCAUGCUAUCUCAUAUUGACACCAUGAAGGGGAAUAAGCAGCCUAAUCUUGUUGAACCACACAAUAGAGAGGUGCUAGUUCAAAGCAUCCUUUUCUUUUUUUAAGGGACCCUUUCACCUGGCACAUAAAAUAUGAAUUAUAAAUUGGGGUUGGCAUGUGAUUGAGCUGGAGAUUGUUCCAAUGGGAACAAUAAAGCCGCUGAAUGCUAUUUGAAGGACUUUUAGUUGAAUGCUAUUUGAAGGACUAUGGCAGCUUAACCAUACAAUGAGGUCAACGGAUAGCAAAGGCUGCUGUGAUGUGACACCAUAAGUGAACAAAUAGUAAAAUGUUUUAAAUCAAAAAAGUUAUAUUUUCCCAGUUGGCCUGGUAUUUUAAGGUUUCAAUGAAUUCCAGUUAACUCUUGUUUUAAAACAUCUGCAGAUUCCUACACUGUUUAUUCUAAGACUUGCCUUUGUAUUUUAAAUAUCUGUUUUCUUUUUAGAGACAAAUAUAUUGAGAAUCCACUUCUAAAAUUUCAGUCCUUAAUCACUAACUUGUAGAGUCCGAGUAUAAGAGUUAAAUCUUCUUUGAGGAAGUGCUUCUCAUGUACAAAGGUAAGGAUUAAACCACUUUGAAAGGCAGCAUACCAACCUAUUUAACUACAGGUGGAACAACUGGAAGUGCUAUUGCAGUUUGUCUUACCUGACUUCUGUGCUCAGUUGCUAUGGACUCAAUUGCUGCUGUGAAAUGCAAUGCACUAUAUUCACAAUGCCACUGGAACCUACAUAAUCUCAGCUGUGGAGUGUGUGCCUCACUCUUCAGGUUCCACAAUGGUGUUCCUCUAAAUUCUUGUUCAUAUAGGAGGAAAGAAGGGCAAUGGGGAAAGGGUGGCAAUCUGCCACAUGUACCAAAGGGAAAGGCUGCUGGUGCCUGCUUCAUUUGAACUCAGGGACUAGUCAACCAGCAGAUGCACCCUUAGAAGCAUUGGUGACAACAACUCUGCCAAAAGCCCUCUUAGUUCCUACUCCAGCUAUAUAUUCAGUCUAGCAUUCACCUUCUAGUGCCAAGGCUCAGUCACAAGAAUAGAUUCUUUUGAAACAUCUACUUACUUCAGAGGGUAUCUCUUCCUGAAGUUUCCCUCAUAGUCUGCUUCAUUAGUUCCCCCCUGGUUAAACCAGCAAGUGCCUUUGCUGCUACCAAAGGAGUGGAAAUCAGAAUUGCUGAGAUUUACCUGUAUUUACCAGUAUUUAUAUGACUAAAGAGUAAAUACUACCUGUAUUUACCAGUGUGCUGGGAGGAGCUGCCAGCCCCUAAAUACUUUGCCCUAUCAGUUCGCUGGGACUUAGGAUAUGGUAUCCCUGUGCCCUUCAUCCCUGAUAUGUGCUGUGCACAUCCCGUUGCACCUAUUCUGCCUGCAGAACCUCAACCUGAUGGAGCUUUCCACAGGCAGGCCAGAGGACUUCCAGCAAUAUUGCCCCACUGGCAUACCUCCAUUUUUGCACUUGGAGCCACCAUUCCUUGUUCCUGAGGCCCCUCAGCCACCUUUAGCCUUCAGAACGCUCAGUGCUCUUCCUUGUGCCAAGGCUUGUCCCAGUUGCUUCGCAAGAAGCCUUUGCUAGGAGAAACUAAAUAUUUUAUGUGCAAAACAUGGAGUCGCUUUGACAGCAGGAAUGCACUUUUAUCAGUCCAAAUAAAUAUUCCACAGAAUGGCUCAAAAUAAACAUAAGGAUGGUCACAGUUAUGAGAAUUUUCUUCUUUAUUAAAGAGCGGAAAUAAAUUUUUGCAUAAAUUUUAUACAAAAAAAGUAACUGUAAAUUUUGUAUAGACUUUCCACUGAAGAAAACAGAAAUAAAUUCUUUAAAUGUUUAUUUUUUAAAAAAUAAAAUAAACCGAGAUAACCACACUACCGCAUGCGGACGCUCACCCCCACAUCACAGGGUACCGGGGGUAGAAUUUUAAAGAUAAAAGGUGCAGUUCAACAAGCACAGCAACUGAGCAACUUGAAUUCAGCAGACACACACCACCCAACUGAAAUGAACAGAGACUGCCCAGCCACAGUGGAUUGCUUGCAAAGAUGGCACUUUAAAUGCCUGGUUUCCAGUGACAGUGCUGUGCCUAAGUGUCGUUUUGGAUUCUUAAAAAUCUACCUCUGGUAUCAGUAACAGGUGAAUAAUGAGAUCACAGUCCAGACUCAAAAGUCAAAGACAUUCCAGCCACAAAAGCUAGUGGGGGAACUGUGUUUCACAAGCUCAACUCUUAUUUAUUAUUUUUUGAGUGGGUACUAAGUGAGGUUUUUUUACUAAUAGAUGAUUUCUUAAAAUUAGAAAGCAAAUUGUCUUACAGCUUGUAAUCACACUGUAUUAGAGUACUCUGUUAUUGGGAAUCCAUUUCCCCAAGAGUUUAUGCCGUGUAGUCAAGGUAAUUACAAAGACAAAGCUUUACUCUCUGCAUGCUUUCCUGGGCACACAACCAGCAGAGCAGGCAAUAUGCAUGUUUGACUGGAGAGUGCUUGGGAUUCCCCUUUUGUUGGAGGAGGCUAGCUAAGGAGUAACAAAGAGUAGAAGUUAUACAACAUUAUUAUAAAUUAGAUUUGUUCCUAUCUGCUCCAGUUUUCAUAGUCUCCUCAGUAUGUUUGUAAUCUCUCCUGUAGAAAACAGUUGUGAGUUAUUUCUUAUUGUGUCAGUGACCAAGUUAACUAAUGAUGAUUAGAAUAUGUGGAAAAGGUCUUGAUCCUGAAGACAUGGAUGUGAAGGUGGGAAGCGAUCUGAUUGCAAACACUGACACAGUAUCGGAGCAAAUCAAAAAGGGAAAAGAUCUGGAAGAAGAACAGAAGUUACAUGUGACAUCCAAACAUAAAGGCUCAGAAAUAAUUUGUUCUGCAAAUUUUGUAUCCAUUCUCUAUGCAAUGGGUUCCUCUCUUCAGUUAAGUGUAGAAUUAUCCUUGUCUUUCUGAAACAAAAGGCUUUUUCUAAACUCUAAAGCAGCCUUCCCCAAUCUCCAGCCGCAGGUAUAUAUUCCCUAUUCAUUGAUAUUCGACUCCUCAUAAUGAAUUCUCUAGGUUAUGUACAAUAAACUAAAUAUAAAACAAGAUUAAAAAGCAAAUCCAAAACAAAACCCCCAAAUGUACGCCAGCAUGCAAGAAUAAAACAACUGCUUGGAAACUUAUCUAUGCUGCCCAGAUUUUUUCUGUACCAUUCCCUCUUUUUCGUUAGACUGCUGCAAAACUAAAGUUGCUUACAUUAACGUGAAAGAACACACAAGGAUAUUUUUCAUGCCCAGAAAAAUAAGGAAAUACUUACCAGGGCAAUCCAAAGUACAAUAUACUCAUCAAUAAAGCUAUUAAAAUAUUGGUCCAGAAACAAGAGUGCUGGCCCUAUGAAUGCUGUGUCAUGCAGAUGCAUCUCACUCUUGGUCAUAUGUGCAACCUGUUGGGGAAAAUUAAAACUCAUAAAUAUUCUAUUUCAGCAUCUAUACUGAAUAAUUUAAUAUUGGAGGGGAGGGGUAAACAACUGAAUUCUGAUUUCUCUUUAUAGCUUGGGCUAUCACCAAUUUCCCAGGGCAUACUCUGUUGGAAGCAAAUGAGGCGUAUCAUUACAUAUACCACUAUACAACUUUCAUAAAUGCAGUAUUUGAAAGAAGUUUGGAAAAUCGUUGUUUGCAGCUGGAGAAAGAAAGUAAACCUUUCACAACAAAGUAUACCAUAUGAGACCAGCAAAUAAUAAGAGUUAAGUGCUUUGUUUGUAUUUAUGGGACACCUCAUAAAAUAAAUUCUCUAACUUAC
Molecule: messenger RNA, 36842 nt
Organism: Podarcis lilfordi (Lilford's wall lizard)
Lineage: Eukaryota; Metazoa; Chordata; Lepidosauria; Squamata; Lacertidae
Source: the annotation of a GenBank genome assembly